AUGCUGCUUGAGCAGUUCAGUGAUGAAGAAUGGGAACCAGCAACUCAAAGUCACGAUCCUGCACCUGCUCAGGAGGGAGAGGAUGAAGGAGUAUCUGCAGGUCAAGGGCCGGAACCUGAAGCUGAUAGUCAGGAAGAGGUUCGCCUGAAGACUGGGUGUGAGCGUGGAGAUGGUCCUGAUGUCCAGGAGGUGUGCCUGCCAAAUCCAGAGGAGGUGCAACCGCCAGAAGCAGAGAUGAGGUCUCACUAUGUUGCCCUAGGCUGGGAUUCUCUGGCUCUUAAUGAAUAA
This is a messenger RNA of Callithrix jacchus (white-tufted-ear marmoset), 288 nucleotides long. NCBI's taxonomy places the organism in Eukaryota, Metazoa, Chordata, Mammalia, Primates, Cebidae. The record is from RefSeq and is a predicted model, not a curated record.